Penicillium subrubescens is the source of this 501-nucleotide messenger RNA. Its product is annotated as DNA-directed RNA polymerase II core subunit RPB11. Gene Ontology annotation, biological process: transcription by RNA polymerase II. The record is from RefSeq and is a predicted model, not a curated record. Gene Ontology annotation, molecular function: protein dimerization activity; DNA binding. The coding region runs from base 1 to 501 and encodes 166 amino acids. The transcript is spliced from 4 exons. Gene Ontology annotation, cellular component: RNA polymerase II, core complex. NCBI's taxonomy places the organism in Eukaryota, Fungi, Ascomycota, Eurotiomycetes, Eurotiales, Aspergillaceae.
AUGAACUCGUACCCUUACCCCUCCCACUUCAACUUCAACACUGCUUCCGUGGCCAUCGCCCGGGAGCGUGCUGGCAAUCGGGCUCGCCCUGCUCCUCGCGGCCAGCGCCCUCUUCAAAUCGAUGAUCGCCAGGACCCUUACGAGGCUAUUCUUCUCGGCCCCGGCGAGAAUAAGAUUGACGUCGAGGUCGAUACCCGCCUGCCCUCCGCGGCCAUCUUCACCUUCCACAAGGAGGACCACACCUUGGGAAACAUGAUCCGCACCCGCCUUCUCCGCACCGCCCACGUCACCUUCGCCGCCUACAGGGUCCCUCACCCCCUGACUCCCAACUUUGUCCUGCGUUGCCAGACCGACGGCGAAAUCACCCCUCGUCAGGCUGUCAUCAACGCCUGCCAGGCCUUGAUCAAGGACCUCGGCAUCCUUUCCCGCGAGUUCACCAAAGAGUAUGAACUGCGCAAGAUGGCCAACGCUGCCAACCAGCAGCAGAACAUCGGCGAGUAA